AUGACCUUUAGUACCSAGAAACAGCUGGAGAAGGAUUUGAAUCUGAUGAAGAAGUACUGUUCAGUCAUCAGGGUUAUUGUUCACUCUCAGAUGCGACUGCUGCCCUUAAGGCAGAAGAAGGCUCACAUCAUGGAGGUGCAGCUGAAUGGAGGCAGAGUCGCAGAUAAAGUGGACUGGGCCAAGGAGCACUUGGAGAAAGCCGUGCCCAUAUCCGCAGUGUUUUACCAGGAUGAGAUGAUUGAUGUCAUUGGAGUCAYCAAAGGUCAUGGCUUCAAAGGAGUUACAAGUCGCUGGCACACAAAGAAGCUUCCCAGAAAGACCCACAAGGGGUUGAGAAAGGUGGCCUGCAUUGGUGCCUGGCAUCCUGCACGUGUGGCCUUCACUAUAGCUCGGGCUGGUCAGAAAGGCUAUCAGCACUGCACUGAGAUCAACAAGAAGAUAUUUCGUAUCGGCAGAGGCGUUCACCUCCAGGAUGGAAAGGUGGUGCGCAACAAUGCCUCCACCGGCUACGACCUCAGCSAGAAAACCAUCACUCCAAUGGGGGGUUUUCCUCGCUAUGGUGAUGUAAAUAAUGAUUUUGUCAUGGUGAAAGGCUGCGUUGUUGGUGCUAAAAAACGUGUCCUCACACUCAGAAAGUCCUUGCUCAUGCUCAUGUCACGCAGGGCCAAGGAGACCAUUGAGCUCAAAUUCAUCRACACCACUUCCAAAUUCGGACAUGGGCGCUUCCAAACGGCCCAAGAGAAGAGAGMUUUUAUGGGGCCACUGAAAAAAGAUCCUCUAAAGACAACGCCGCAACCUCUGUCAGAGGAGGCCUGAAAGAAUGGCUUCUGAUAAUCUACUUGCAGAA
Poecilia reticulata (guppy) is the source of this 847-nucleotide messenger RNA. Lineage: Eukaryota; Metazoa; Chordata; Actinopteri; Cyprinodontiformes; Poeciliidae. The record is from RefSeq and is a predicted model, not a curated record.